This is a messenger RNA of Racocetra fulgida, 1287 nucleotides long. The record is from the annotation of a GenBank genome assembly. Lineage: Eukaryota; Fungi; Glomeromycota; Glomeromycetes; Diversisporales; Gigasporaceae.
UCCGUGCAAUAAGCAAAGAAGAAGAUAUUUUAAUUGACGUCGGCAAGCAUAGUGUACGUCUUUUACCUUAUGCUACUGCCAAGUUGAAUCCGGACGAUGAUAAGCUAUGUUUACCAAGAUCAAAUUCCAGGAAAAAGCCCGCAAUUAAAUUAUUAAUUUUAUUCAAUAAAACAUCACCAAAUUCAAUUCGUUAUUCAAGAUUGGAUUUUGAAACGGGUGAUAGAACUAUGCAUGAUGUUUAUUCAAAAGAGAUCGAACAGCAUCGUAUGACCGAUGUAGUUCAUGGUGAUCAUUUAGAAUAUGUAAAUAUUCCAGUUAACCAGCCGGGUGUAUAUCAACUUGAAGAGGCAUUAGAUCAUGAUGGAAUGGGAAUAAAGAUAUAUAAAAGAGAUGUAACUAUAGUAUAUUGUCCAAUGGCAAAAUUUGUAUUAAAAUCAAGUUCAAAUCUAUGCGUUGAGGAUGAAAUACACGUUGACCUAAUGUUGCAAGGUGUACCCCCUUUAAGCGUGAUCUAUGAAAGAAGAAUAAACAACUAUGCACUUAAUAUGACUAUAGACAGUAUCGGUCCUGAGCAUUAUAUUUCUCCCCCAAUUAGAUCAGAUCAAGAAGCUGCGAUGUUGGCAUCAUCUGGAAAUUAUCAGUGGGCUCGUGAUCAAUUAACCGAGGUUCGGUUGAAUCUUUCUGCUGAAUUUGUUGCGGAUUAUUGGUUGAAAGUUUUACAGCUUCAAGAUGUAUUAAAUAAUACAGUUAUUUAUAAAAAUGAUCAAGACACCAAUGUUAAUGACAUUGCUGAAAGUGACGAUGCAAUCAUCAAACCAAUCGAAGAAUUUGAUAUAAUUAUAAAUAACCCGGACACAGAAAAUGCGAUUAAAGUACAAAAACCCGGAAUGUACAGGCUUCUUUCAGUAACAGAUUCCAAAUGUUCUGGCCAAAUUUUAGCACCUUCCUUUAAGAAUGUGAUUCUCGCUCAUCCACCAACCGUCAAGUUAGAUGCCAUUCCUAUACCCGCAGAUGAUUGUCCUGGAGAAAAUAAAGAAAAAAAGGACUAUGUAAAAAUUGAAAAGUCAAGACAUUCAAUGAUUAUUAAGCCAACUACUUCGGGACAAUACGAAUAUAGAUUUUUCCGUUUGACGGAUUCCAUUUAUCGUGAAGGUGUUAAAAUAGAUCAUAAAUUCUCUCAAACUGUACACCCGAAACCUAAUGCCGCUUUUAAAGAUUUAAAAAAUCGAUUGUUGAAUGGUUGUGUUGGAAGUCGCAUCGACUUGGAAGUAGAACUCACAGGAACUG